Messenger RNA from Plenodomus lingam JN3, 4713 nucleotides. RefSeq lists its product as uncharacterized. The record is from RefSeq and is a predicted model, not a curated record. Lineage: Eukaryota; Fungi; Ascomycota; Dothideomycetes; Pleosporales; Leptosphaeriaceae.
AUGGCGACUGAGCCAGUGAGGCCCAGAGAACGAGCUGCGUCUGCAGAACGUUCUACGGCGACUUCACCGAAACCGACCCCCAUCGAAGCGCGACGUUAUUCAGAUGUAACGAUGGCGGAACCGUCCCCCAAGCUGCUAAAACUCCCCAUGUCUACUGCCUCGUCCGCCCAAGAAGCAGCUCUUCAGGAUUCCGAUGAUGAUGAUGUUGACUUGGACGAAGAUGACUUCGCGGAGUCUGAAGCGAAAUAUAACCGGGAGGUGGCUCGUCUCGAAGCCAAACGCAUCGAUUUGAGUGCACCACAUUUACGUGCUACGACACCAUUACAGGAAAUCGUCUUGCUCUCCAGCUUGACGGUUGACCAUCUUCCACAGAAACAGAUGGAGUCAAAGCGGAAUGUUGAAGAUGAGAGUGCGCCCAUGAACACGGAUGACGACAAUUCUCUCCUUGAACAACGGCGACCGGAGAGUGUCAUUGCUGAUCUUCCAACGCCAAAGGAUGAUCGCUCGGAUGAUGUUGAAAUGGGAGGGAUCGAGCACAAGGAUGACAAACGCGACAGAUCGACGGCUCCAGCAACCAUGGCCCUUAGGCUUCGGCGUGAAGGGUCCUCCCCCAAUGACGACAGUCUUCCUGAUCUGAGUUCAUUGCCUUACCUUGUGUCUGGGCCACCAAGUCCAUUAUCUGACAUUGGGCAAGAUAGACCAGCUCUGUCUGAUUCCGUCAGAGUUGCUAUGCGUGAAAAACUGCGCAAGAGUAUUGAGCCAGAGUUGAACCAAGAUGAAACAUUGCGCCAGUAUGCUGCCCUGUACAAACAAUGGCGGACUAACAUGCGCCCUUUGGACGAGGAGCGUGAACAAGAUGACCCGGAACGACAGCCUUCGGCGGAGCCGACCUUGAAAGCGCUCACUCCUGAUAUCCAAAGUACGGCGAUGACAGGAAUAAUGGAUAGUUCACUUGCACCCACUGGUCGUAGGGGCCACGCAAGUCGCUGGGCAACUGAACUGGACAUCGAGGCAGUCAUUGCAGAGUCCCUCAAGACGGCAGAGGAAGAGAAGCUGGGAAAGAAAGACAAGGAACCACGGAAAUCAAUGGCCGAUCCGGAGAAGGAAGCCGAUCUGCCCGUAGAACUCACCGAGUCUGAAGCGCAGCGUCGCCGCUAUAUUGACACCAACUUUCAGCGCGAACCAGGUCAAGGCAUUUUCGCCUUUCAUUAUGAACCGCCCGAGGAUGACUUUACGGAGGAGGAGCAUCGUGUCAUGGUGCACAACUACAAGGAUCAAUAUGCGAAGAAAUGGGGCAAGCUAGCUGAACUACUGUACAAAGAGGUCGGCACAGAGCGAACCUACAAGGAUUGUAUCAACCAUUACUAUGCCACCAAGUGGGGCAAGGAGUACAAGGGUAAGCUCAGAGGGAAACGCGGCGCAGCCAAGAAACGAGGGGGAGCUGUGGCUCGUGGCCGCGCAGCCAUUGCAAACAUGGAACGACCGGAACAAUCGGGAGAGGAUGGGCUGCCGCUGCCCGUCACUGAAACUGGACGCCCUCGACGCUCUGCAGCCCCGACUUUUGGCGGAUCUGAACAAGACAUUGAUGCCAAUGCGAUGGCUGUAGUGCCAGGACGUGCACGACGUCAAACUGAUGCUGACGGUUCACAAGAAAAGGCGAAUAGACGUGGCAAAGGAAAGGAUAAGAUUGGUCGCAAAACUAAGAACAUGCCCCUUGCCGCAGCACCGGUUGGCUCCCCAAUCAAAUUCGACCGCAAAGAAAAAGGUCCAAGUCUUGGUGUCAAAUUAGAGGACGAGUUGAGCAAGCGGCCACUGGGAGAGAUGCCUUUACCCAUUCAUGCUGGCAUGAUGGAAGAGCAGCAAAUGCUCAUGACGGGCAAUCAACAAUUGCUUGCAGAACUACCACACGGUCUAUUGGAUCGAUCGAAGAUCCCAGUUCCCCCUGCAAGACCUGGCCCAUCAAGCUAUUGGUCAGUUUCGGAGUUGCAAGACUUUGACAAAAAUGUCGCGCACUUCGGUACUGACUGGUUAGCUAUAGCAAAUCAUAUGGGCACCAAGACACACACCAUGAUCAAGAAUCAGUACCUUCGCCUAGUAGAAAGCGGGCGGAUAGAACUGGAGCAAAUGGCAAAAGAAGCAGACGCUCGAAGGGAACGUGGCGACGAUCUCGGGCCACCGCCAACACCCACUCCAGCGCCUAAAAGACGAUACGAAAGUACACAGGCUGCUCCGAUUCGGCAAAUCGCACCUACACCCGAGCAUAAGUCACCUCUUCUAAACCCGCUUGCACUACCAAAGGCAUCCUCUCCGCAUUCAGCUUCCUCAUCUAGGUUUUCCACCAUCGCUCAAGCACCCGUACAGGGUAAGCGCUCGUUACCUGCAUCUGGAUAUCCUUCCCAACCAGAGCCUAGUCUCGUCUCUGUUCCUUCGCUGCCAUUGCAGCAGUCGCCUCCCGCUCCACCCCAGCGUGCGCAACCACAGCACCACCAUCAGCACUCCAUGUCUCAGCACAAGCAGUCGCAGCAUGGACCUCGAUCCGGCUACUUCUCGGACGAUAUGCCUCCCCGCGUUGAGAAUCGCACACCUUCGCAAUCAUCAGCGCAUCAGCAACCGCCUAGGCAUCUUCAACAACAUGCGCAGAGCCGCUCACAAGAGCAGCAUCAGUCUCCGGUCUAUCGAAGCCUGCCCUAUCAGGAUCGGGAGAAUUUGGCUCGGCCUGGUGUUCAACAAGAGCAGGAAGCUCAGCAUCGAUUCCACGACCAGCGACGAAUCUCGCAUGAGUUGCAAAAUCACCGGCCCUUUGCUCCAGGACAACCACCAUUGAUAUCUACUGUGCGCUCAAACUCUGUUCUCCAGUCCCCCGAGCAUCGACCAGUGCCCUACUCGCAUUCUCGUCACGUGUCCCAAGCUCAUUCCAUUGGUCAUUCACCGUCGGACACGUAUAAUCAAGGGCUUGCUUCUAUGCCUAACGUGCAACAGUUGCCUCCGCGGUCUUCCAUUCUCACCCCACCGGUCAAGGAAGAGCCUCGGAAUCCGCCACCGCUUAUGCCUCAAACUCAGCCUCAGCCUCAACCUCAGCCUCAGCCUCCAACAAUGUCGCAAUCCCAACACCACAGUCAGCAGCAAAGCCAGCCUCCGAUGCAAAAGGCUCCGCCUCCCAGUGUUGUAAAGCCAGCAGCGGAACCUAGGAAGUCCAAUUUGAUGUCACUGCUCAAUGACACACCACCAGAAGAGCCUAGAAGAAAGAAGCCAAGUGAUCCAGGUCCGGGAUCUCAUAGCACAACCCCCCAGCAGUCAACACCCAUCGCUCCUCCCCCGCCAACAUCUCAGACCUAUUCAACGUCAUCGCGGCGUUCUAUUUACGAUGAUCAAGGAAUCAGUCAUUCAAGUUACAAUAGGCCCUCGUAUGCCCAACAAUCUGCACUGCCCGCGACUGUAACGAACCGGACAGUUGAAAUGCCAAAUGAGCAACCGGUGGGAGGCCGACCACGUGAGGGUUGGCCACAGCGUCCCCCUUAUCUGCACAGUCAAAGUCAUGGUCCGCCACCAACAUCGCUUCCUUCGUCGCAGCCCGGCCCUCCACAGCCCACCUUCAACGACAACAGAAUCUUCGGUAACCACCGCUCCGUUUUUGCCCAGCACAACGCAGUGCGGCACAACCCUUCGCCGCCACCCCUUGGCUAUAGUAAUUCUCCCCACAUGCACUCACGGACUCCAAGUAUAGUUGGGGCGCCUGUGCAGGCCAAUCGGCACGUCAUCCCUAGCACUACUUCUGGACAGCACUCUCAGGCAGCCAGUGCUUCUGCUCAGAUCCUGCAGCCAAACCCAUAUGCACAGGUUGACCCACCCGGGAGUGCACCACCGCCGGGUCCUAUGGGUAUGCGUCCUAGCCCACACCUUCACACCAGCCAUAUUGCACAACAAAGAGACGCUUCUGGUCGCAAUGAGCACUCGCAGACACAAAACGCAAACCUGACAUACUCGAACCAACAAACCCCGAAUGAACAUCCCGGGCAUCCGCAACUUGGAGGUCUGCGAAGUUUGAAUGAGCCGUAUCGUCCUCGUGAUCCCCGUGAACCUCACCGUGACAUAGAUUCUCGCAACUCGGAUCGCGACACAGGUCGUGAGCUUGCACAGAGAACUGAAUACCUACGCGAGCAGCUUUCAAACCCUGCCUUGCGGUCUGCGGGCCCACCGAUGCACGAAGAUAUGCGAUACCACCCACAGGAGCGCUCCUACCAUCCUCAGCGCUCGCAAACUCCGCUCUCGAGACCUGAGCAUGGUCAGACCCCGCAGUUGCAGCAUCCACCUCACUCCUCACUGGGUGUAGCCAAUCAUCCACUAUACAGUCAGCGGCCUCCCGAAGAGCCGGCUCACCGUUUCUCCCAGCCCACGUUCCCCCGCGAGCGCAGCAUCGCAGAACGGAUGCGCGAUGAGCAAGCUCAACAAGCCCAACAACAUGCUGCGAUGAACAGGGAAGAACAAAUGCGGCGUGAUCGCGAGCGUGAGAUGCAUGAUCGCGAACUUCGGGAACGAGAAAUGCAGGAUGCGCGGUACAGGGAGAACUUGAUGCGAAGUAGAGAUAUGAGAGGCCCACCUCCACCACCACAGGGAUCAGGUCCGGAGCAGCGCCCGGACCAGAGGGCACCGACGGGACCAGGCCAUAUGGAUUGGAGCAGGCAUGCACAGGAUCGGGGAGGAUGGCAACGUUGA